Erythranthe guttata (spotted monkey flower) is the source of this 483-nucleotide messenger RNA. NCBI's taxonomy places the organism in Eukaryota, Viridiplantae, Streptophyta, Magnoliopsida, Lamiales, Phrymaceae. The record is from RefSeq and is a predicted model, not a curated record.
UUCAUUCUUCAAUUUUGCUAAAACAAAAAAGAAUAAAAAAAAUGGCAACCACUGAAGAAAAAAUAGUAGAACCUAACACAGCUGAUGAUGGAUUCACAUACGCAGACGAGGUUUUUGUUGAUGGUGAGAUGUUGGUACCCGAUGAUGACCCGGUUAUUUCCCCCCGGGUCGACCCGGUUAGUUUCACCACUUCCAAGCAGCUCAAGGAGGAAGCUGAAGAAGAAGAAAGCAAAAGGGAGAGUGGAAAAGGGGAUGCACUUCAUAACCUAAAAUCGACAAUUAUAAUUUCAGGAGUGGUGGUAGCAGUAAUUGGGGCUGUUUUGGCUAUUGCCAGGAAGAUUAAACAGGCUUAAUGUUUAUUUAUUUAUUAUCCUGCAUUUUUAAUUUAAUUAUUUACUAUUUGUAAUUUUACGUUUACUAGGUUUGACUAACGUUUGUAGCAUGUCUAUUACUACUAGUCAAUUAGUACUUGUUAAUUUGUUA